Messenger RNA from Salvelinus sp. IW2-2015, 1185 nucleotides. It is a transcript of the gene ssbp4, whose product is annotated as single stranded DNA binding protein 4. The record is from RefSeq and is a predicted model, not a curated record. NCBI's taxonomy places the organism in Eukaryota, Metazoa, Chordata, Actinopteri, Salmoniformes, Salmonidae. Gene Ontology annotation, molecular function: protein binding; single-stranded DNA binding. Gene Ontology annotation, cellular component: nucleus. Gene Ontology annotation, biological process: positive regulation of transcription by RNA polymerase II.
AUGUACGCCAAAGGUAAAGGAGCUGUCGUCCCUUCCGAUAGUCAAGCGAGAGAAAAGUUAGCUUUAUAUGUGUACGAGUAUUUGCUGCACGUCGGCGCACAGAAAUCAGCACAGACCUUCCUGUCAGAGAUCCGAUGGGAGAAGAACAUUACACUGGGGGAGCCCCCUGGAUUCCUACACUCAUGGUGGUGUGUAUUCUGGGAUCUGUACUGCGCUGCUCCGGACCGGAGAGAGACAUGCGAACAUUCCAGCGAGGCCAAGGCUUUCCACGACUAUAGUGCAGCCGCUGCCCCCAGUCCGGUGAUGGGCAACAUGCCCCCCAACGAUGGCAUGCCUGGCGGACCCAUGCCCCCGGGCUUCUUUCAAGGACCUCCCGGCUCCCAGCCGUCACCCCACGCACAGCCACCCCCACACAACCCCAACAACCCUAUGAUGGGACCUCACGGCCAGCCUUUCAUGUCCCCACGGUACCCAGGUGGACCUCGUCCCUCACUUCGCAUGCCAAAUCAGCCACCUGUGGGAGUCCCAGGGUCACAACCACUCCUGCCAAACAGUCUGGAUCCCACCAGACCACAGGGACAUCCAAACAUGGGCGGCCCGAUGCGGAUGAACCCCCCCAGAGGGAUGGGCGGCAUGGGCCCACAGAACUAUGGUGGUGGAAUGAGGCCUCCUCCCAACUCGAUGGGGCCAGGAAUGCCAGGGAUGAACAUGGGUCCUGGAGGUCGAGGUUGGCCCAAUCCCAACGCAAACUCAAUAGCCUAUUCCUCCUCAUCUCCAGGAAACUAUGUGGGUCCUCCAGGGGGCGGAGGCCCACCAGGAACUCCCAUCAUGCCUAGCCCAGGAGACUCCACAAAUUCCAGUGAAAACAUCUACACAAUGAUGAAUCCUAUUGGCCCUGGUGGUAACAGACCUAAUUUCCCGAUGGGGCCGGGCCCUGAUGGCCCAAUGGGUGGAAUGGGAAGCAUGGAGCCACACCAUAUGAACGGAUCGCUAGGCUCUGGUGACAUGGAUGGGUUGCCAAAGAAUUCUCCCAACAACAUGGCAGGCAUGAAUAACCCCCCGGGAACUCCGCGGGAUGAUGGGGAGAUGGCAGGCAACUUUUUAAACCCAUUCCAAAGUGAAAGUUAUUCACCCAACAUGACGAUGAGUGUGUGAUUUAUUUUUUAUUUUAUUUUUCUUUUUUUU